UCAUCACUGGCGAGAGGCGCACAAAGUCGGCAUGCAAAGGAGCAGCGUUGUGCAGGGCGGCGCGUCCCGCAAUUAUGAAGGAGCCGAGUCGCCGGGAGGGGACUCGCACUCCACGCGGGGUGCUGCGAGCCGCCCGAGGCAGGUCUCGUCCCGAAACGUUAUUCCGCGCGAAAACGCCACGGCGGUGGCAGAGCGCAGCCACUGCGCGCACCGGCGCGGGGACCUCUUGCAGGUGCCACGCACGCUCUUCACGCACGUGGGCAUCUACCUGGGCGAGCAGAGGGUCGCGCACUUCUUGCCCGACGUGCUGCCGCUGCUGACGAGCGAUGCGCGGCGCGUCCGGAGCGUGGUGACCAACACGCGCCUCGUGCUGGGCUCCAUGGCCCGUAACGGCACGGUCCGCAUCGACGCUUACGACGACUUCGUGUACGGAGCACCGACCGUGCUGGUGAACGCCACCGACUGCGCGGAGACGCGCGCGGGGAAUGGCGGGAGGAGCGGGGGCGGUGGCGAUCGAGUCGUGCUCGAGAAGGAGCGCAGCCGCCCUUUGCCCGCAGAGGAGGUCGCAAGUCGAGCCGAGAACUUUCGCGGCGAUUGCGUCUAUUCGCUGUUGUGGAACAACUGCGAGCACUUUGCCACGCAUUGCCGCUACGGACCGGCGUGGAGCGACCAGACCGAGCAGUUUUGCGCAUUCAUCAAGGCGUGCAUCCGAGACAAGCGCAGCGUGCUCUGCGGAGUCUCUCUCGGCGUGCUGCUCUGUCUCUACUGCGGAGCGUCUCUGCCACUCGCUCUGACCACGUUCCUCUUCAACAUUCUCCUGUGGAUGGCUGGGUAAACCCCACUCAGCCGCCUCCGUCUCUUCCUCACGAGACCAACGAUGAAGACGAAGGCGUCAUCGUGGCCAAAGCUGUUGAUGCUGCACCAGGACACCUCCUCGCCAACGCUGUCUCCCCUCCGCAGCUCCUGAAAGUUGACAAGCGACCUCCACAAUCUGUCCUCACAAUAUCUCACCAUCUGGCCUUAGGCUCACAUAAAGACCUCUACACUCAUAAUAUCAAGACCUCUAGGCUCACGUAGAGACAUCUAGACUCAUAUAGAGACCUCUAGACUCACGUAAAGACCUCUACACUCAUAUAAGACUCAUAUAGAGACCUCUAGACUCACAUAUAUACCUCUAGGCUCACAUAAAGACCUCUAGACACGCAUAGAGACAUCUAGACUCAUACAGGCACACAUCGACUCACAUAUAUCCACAGACUCACACAGAGACCCACUGACUCACAGGAGCAGAGCCUCAUUUUCACCAGUGUCGACGUGGAAGUGGCGGAUUGUUACGUUGCUGUUCACGUGUGCGUAGCUAUUGGGACUGCGAUUUCAGGUGAAUGUGAUGCGACGCAGUCUCCACACGGAGGCAGUGGGAACAUCUCCUGUACACACAAAAUAAAUCCCGGGUAAGAAAAAAACACCCAGGGAUG
This is a messenger RNA of Lethenteron reissneri (Far Eastern brook lamprey), 1475 nucleotides long. RefSeq names its product lecithin retinol acyltransferase-like. Gene Ontology annotation, molecular function: phosphatidylcholine-retinol O-acyltransferase activity. Gene Ontology annotation, biological process: vitamin A metabolic process; retinol metabolic process. Gene Ontology annotation, cellular component: rough endoplasmic reticulum. The record is from RefSeq and is a predicted model, not a curated record. NCBI's taxonomy places the organism in Eukaryota, Metazoa, Chordata, Hyperoartia, Petromyzontiformes, Petromyzontidae.